UCUGUGUUUGUGGCAGGGGCCACGGCAUUGGGCAUGGAGGUCAUGGCUCCCACCACCAUCAGUGCCUUGAACGGCUCCUCCGUGAAGCUCUCCUGCACCUUCAACUCCUGCUACAAGGUGGAGAACAAGCAGUUUUCCCUCAACUGGACGUACCAGGAGUGCGGGAACUGCUCUGAGGAGCUGUUCCUGCAGUUCCGGAUGAAGAUCAUGAACAAGCAGCUGGACCGCUUUGGGAACCGGGUGGAGUUCACCGGGAACCCCACCAAGUACGAUGUGUCCUUCACCCUCAAAAACGUGCAGCUGGAGGACGAGGGCACCUACAAUUGCUAUGUCCUGAACCCCCCGGACCGGCACCGGGGCCAUGCCAGCAUCAGCCUGAAGGUGCUCACAAAAGAGCCCCCGAAGCACGAUUCGACAGUGGCUGUCAUCGUGGGCGCCUCUGUAGGUGGCUUCUUGGCCGUGGUGAUCCUGGUGCUGAUGGUGGUGAAAUGCGUGCGCCGGAAAAAGCAGCAGAGGCUGAACACGGACGACCAGAAGACAGAGGAGGAGGGGAAGACGGACGGCGAAGGCAACCCGGACGAGGGCACCAAGUAACGCCCCCCUGCCCGCCCCUCCCU
This is a messenger RNA of Charadrius vociferus (killdeer), 617 nucleotides long. RefSeq names its product sodium channel, voltage-gated, type II, beta subunit (gene SCN2B). Gene Ontology annotation, cellular component: membrane. The record is from RefSeq and is a predicted model, not a curated record. Lineage: Eukaryota; Metazoa; Chordata; Aves; Charadriiformes; Charadriidae. The transcript has 3 exons. Bases 34 to 594 code for a protein of 186 amino acids.